AUGGGGGUAUGGGAGGACGUCUCAUGUCUAGCCUUUGUGGAGGAUAGGGCAUGGGUCGCAUGGAGGAUUGCGGAGGUCCUGCCUGGCGACAUGGUGCAGCAGGUAUUGGCGGUGGGUGGGCCGGAUGGGGCCUCUUCUGAUAGAAUGAUAUGGUUAGCGUCAAGCUCAGGUCAGUUUUUGUUAUCGUCCGCCUAUAGAGAGGUUCAUGAGAUGAGGACAUCGUCCUUCCUCUUUCGCCAGAUAUGGCGUGCGAGUGUCCUCCUGAAGGUGUCUUUCUUUAUGCUUCGGUUGCUGUCCAAUCGACUUCCCAUGGAUGACGUGUUGGCGGCUCGUGGGAUUCAUCUUCCAUCUAAGUGCUCAUGUUGUCUGGUGUCGAAUAUUGAAUCCCUUUGUCACUUGUUUGUGGAGAGGGAGCUGGCAAUGGCGGUGUGGCAAUUUUUUGGUUUGGUAGCUGGGUUGGAUCUGAAUAUCAGUCAUAUCCGGGUGUGGUUGUUUGGUUGGUGGCUCAAGCCGAUGAGUUCGAAGAAGCUUCGGAACACAGCGGUGUUCCAGGGGUCUGUGCAGCGGCCUAUGGAGGUAUGUCAGGCCAUCUUUUGGGAGUUGAAGGAUGCCUUUUGGCUCAAGUUCGGGGAGAUACAUAGGGUGGUAGAUUGGCCUACGUUCUUGGAUUCGGUCAAGGGCAAGCUGGAUGCGUUUCUCGUGGGGGAAUCCUUAGGAGUUCUACGGGAUGUAAGCUAUACCAGUUUGCGAGCAGAGGCCAAGGCAUUAUUACUCGGGCUGCAGCUGUGUGCGCAACAGGGCCUCGGUGGUAAUUUGGUGGUGGAGACAGAUUCGUUGAUGUUGCAACGCAUUCUUCUGAAGAGGUACCAGUGUCCAUGGUCCAUCAGUACAGAGGUGGGGCAGAUUGAGCUAGUGGCCGGGGGUUGUGAAAUCUUACACUGUUACAGGGAAGCAAAUAAGGUCACAGAUGUUUUGGCAAAUGUUGGGUCGACACAUCCUCAGCAUGGGUUUUAUGUGUAUGAAUGGAUUGCGGAUUUGCCCAGAAUGGCUAGGGGUGAAUACCGAUUGGAUAAGCUUGGUUUUUCGUCCUUUCGCAUGUUUAGUGUCACAGGUGCUACUGCCAAAAUGUAA
Messenger RNA from Coffea arabica (coffee), 1131 nucleotides. RefSeq lists its product as uncharacterized. The record is from RefSeq and is a predicted model, not a curated record. NCBI's taxonomy places the organism in Eukaryota, Viridiplantae, Streptophyta, Magnoliopsida, Gentianales, Rubiaceae. Gene Ontology annotation, molecular function: RNA-DNA hybrid ribonuclease activity; nucleic acid binding.